Molecule: messenger RNA, 855 nt
Organism: Trypanosoma conorhini
Lineage: Eukaryota; Euglenozoa; Kinetoplastea; Trypanosomatida; Trypanosomatidae
Exons: 1
Coding region: 1-855 (284 amino acids)
Source: RefSeq, a predicted model, not a curated record
AUGCACAUCCAUCAGACCAUUCCCGUUACAAUUGUGGACCCCGUGAUCUCCGCCCCGUCGCCUGUCGUUAAACAUGUCGAGGACCGCACGUUGUGCGCGUACCGCAACAUGGGGUUUGCACUCACGCACUUUCACCCCGCUUUGUUGGGCGCGGACUGCCAUCCAAUUGUUGUUGAAAACAUGAAUCAGCUGCGCCUGUAUCACCGGCGAGACUAUACCUAUCAUUUAUUGCUGCGUCGAACGUACAACGUGAAGACGUUUCAGACUGCACUCGGCAUCAUGGCCGAUCCAAUUGAGCCGUUCACAAGUCCCGAUCAACUAGUGGACAGUCGACAGUUUGCCUACCGCCAUACCGGGGCGGAUCAGGACAUUAUCAAGAGCUUCUGUCGUCAAUUAGACUCCCCCUUUGCGCCCGCGGCGCAUCUUCGUUUUGAUGCAUUGGCAGUGGGUCCCUAUGCAUCGGCUUUUAUUACCUCCUGUGACACCUUGACGGAGGAGUUUCUCUUGAACUUUCUCCGUACGGCGCACUAUACACAUUUCCUCUACCAGCGCACUACGAACCCGCGUUACCUGGAGGCUUGGGGAAGAUUUUAUGGGUCGCCCAAAGCCCACCCGGCAAGGCCUGUGUUCCUGUAUGUGGGUGUUGGACCGCAGGAGUUCCCAGAGGACCCGAUGGGGGAGAGCACGCAGCGUUCACUGCAGUCUCUCGUGGCGCAUGCGACGACGCGUAUAGAGGCGCCGCCCGCUGAUCCUUCCCCGGCGUUGAUGCCUGCCUCUGCGAGGCAAAUUGCAAAAAAGUAUGGUGUUCGUCUGCUUCAGCGAUGGCAAAUGCGCUACUUUAUGGUGCGGCAUUGA